CGCUGCCCCCUCGUCGCCGCAUCACACUCCUGUCCCGGGAGCUGGGAGCAGCGCGGGCAGCCGGCGCCCCCGUGCAAACUGGGGGUGUCUGCCAGAGCAGCCCCAGCCGCUGCCGCUGCUACCCCCGAUGCUGGCCAUGGCCUGGCGGGGCGCAGGGCCGAGCGUCCCGGGGGCGCCCGGGGGCGUCGGUCUCAGUCUGGGGUUGCUCCUGCAGUUGCUGCUGGUCCUGGGGCCGGCGCGGGGCUUCGGGGACGAGGAGGAGCGGCGCUGCGACCCCAUCCGCAUCUCCAUGUGCCAGAACCUCGGCUACAACGUGACCAAGAUGCCCAACCUGGUUGGGCACGAGCUGCAGACGGACGCCGAGCUGCAGCUGACAACUUUCACACCGCUCAUCCAGUACGGCUGCUCCAGCCAGCUGCAGUUCUUCCUUUGUUCUGUUUAUGUGCCAAUGUGCACAGAGAAGAUCAACAUCCCCAUUGGCCCAUGUGGCGGCAUGUGUCUUUCAGUCAAGAGACGCUGUGAACCCGUCCUGAAGGAAUUUGGAUUUGCGUGGCCAGAGAGUCUGAACUGCAGCAAAUUCCCACCACAGAACGACCACAACCACAUGUGCAUGGAAGGGCCAGGUGAUGAAGAGGUGCCCUUACCUCACAAAACCCCCAUCCAGCCUGGGGAAGAGUGUCACUCUGUGGGAACCAAUUCUGAUCAGUACAUCUGGGUGAAAAGGAGCCUGAACUGUGUGCUCAAGUGUGGCUAUGAUGCUGGCUUAUACAGCCGCUCAGCCAAGGAGUUCACUGAUAUCUGGAUGGCUGUGUGGGCCAGCCUGUGUUUCAUCUCCACUGCCUUCACAGUACUGACCUUCCUGAUCGAUUCUUCUAGGUUUUCCUACCCUGAGCGCCCCAUCAUAUUUCUCAGUAUGUGCUAUAAUAUUUAUAGCAUUGCUUAUAUUGUCAGGCUGACUGUAGGCCGGGAAAGGAUAUCCUGUGAUUUUGAAGAGGCAGCAGAACCUGUUCUCAUCCAAGAAGGACUUAAGAACACAGGAUGUGCAAUAAUUUUCUUGCUGAUGUACUUUUUUGGAAUGGCCAGCUCCAUUUGGUGGGUUAUUCUGACACUCACUUGGUUUUUGGCAGCAGGACUCAAAUGGGGUCAUGAAGCCAUUGAAAUGCACAGCUCUUAUUUCCACAUUGCAGCCUGGGCCAUCCCCGCAGUGAAAACCAUUGUCAUCUUGAUUAUGAGACUGGUGGAUGCAGAUGAACUGACUGGCCUGUGCUAUGUUGGAAACCAAAAUCUCGAUGCCCUCACCGGGUUCGUGGUGGCUCCCCUCUUUACUUAUUUGGUCAUUGGAACUUUGUUCAUUGCAGCAGGUUUGGUGGCCUUGUUCAAAAUUCGGUCAAAUCUUCAAAAGGAUGGGACAAAGACAGACAAGUUAGAAAGACUGAUGGUCAAGAUUGGGGUGUUCUCAGUACUGUACACAGUUCCUGCAACGUGUGUGAUUGCCUGUUAUUUUUAUGAAAUCUCCAACUGGGCACUUUUUCGGUAUUCUGCAGAUGAUUCCAACAUGGCUGUUGAAAUGUUGAAAAUUUUUAUGUCUUUGUUGGUGGGCAUCACUUCAGGCAUGUGGAUUUGGUCUGCCAAAACUCUUCACACGUGGCAGAAGUGUUCCAACAGAUUGGUGAAUUCUGGAAAGGUGACCAGUGGUCCUCCUUUCUGAAGGCUCUUGCUACAAAGGAAAGAUGAGGAUAUUCUAUUUCUUGAUCCCUCUCAGCUACUGGGAGCUGCUUUGUGCCUUGGAAGCAUCAAGCUGAAAUGGAUGUCAGCCUCAAGUUUAACUCCAAGAGGGUUCAUCUUGUUUCUUUGAACAAAAUGUGCUGCCUGUUGCUUCCCUUUGCCAGGAGUGGUGUUCCCUUUUCCACAGGUCUGGACCACGGUGUCUCUAGCUCCCGCUCCUGGAUACUUGGUUAUUGUGUGUUUCGGUAAAAAAGCAUCCACAACAUGAAUAUCCACUAAGCUAUAACAGGGCCUGCUGCAACUAUAGUAUUUCCUGAAAAAAUAUCAACUGCCGCAAGGGCCACAAAUAAAGUCUGUGAACUUGAAAUAACCGUGGAGAAUGAAAUGUUCUGAUUCAGAUCAUCAGUGGGAUUUCAUUGGGAAAUCUCCCACUGGGCAAGAGUAGAUGAUGGAGGAGGAGAAACAGUCACUAGAAAAAGGUGAUACUUUGUAUCAAGAAACAAUUAAAAAUUAGAUCACAUCCUGAAACAUUAAGCAUAUGCCCCUUUGUGAGGCUUGCCUGGCUGAACUUGAACUGGAUUUAGUGAAUAAUUUCUUAAAAACAAUCAAAAUCACAGAUUUAUUCUAUUUGAAAUACUUGUAUUUACUUAUAUUUCAUUCAGAAAUUAGUUAACAAAUAAUUUUUGAGUAUCCUGGGAACUGUUCUAAUCAUUAAACAUGCAAGUUUGAAGAAAGUAAGGAUGAAUCUGCCUGCAUGGGGCUCUCAAUCUAGCGAGAAGCAGAUAAGAAGACAAAUGUCAGGGAAGAUCACACAACCUUCAGGUAGCAUUUAAGCUGAGACCUCACUAGUUGCUAAGACUGGAUUUCAGAGGUCAGGUUUGGAUAUACAAAAUUUAGGAGCUGGUACAUGACUUUUAAAACCAUGGGAAUGAACGAGAUUUCCUAGAUAGAAAGAAGAAAAGAAUAUUGACAUUUAAUAUUGAACGGAGUAGGAGGAGCUGAACAGAGAGACCAGGAAGGAGCAGACAGUGAACCUGGAGCAUGAAUAGGAGAGUGGGUGUCAUGGAAGCCAAGAGAAACAAGAAUUCAAGAAAGAAAGUUUCUCACUGUAGCAAAUGGCGCUGAGAGGGAAAGUAAGGCCAUGGAAUGAUGACAAUGACAACAGUGACGAAGGAUCAUUGAGUAUGGUAUCAUGCUGACAUUUGUUUCUACCCAGGCUAGGUCGUUACUGAGGGGUGGUAGCUAAGACAGGGUGGGUUGAACAUGAGGAAAUGAAGACAGAACAUGAAUUUUUGGAAAGUUUGGCUACAAUGGGAAGUAGAGAAAUGGGGUAAUAUCUGGAAGGGGAGGGAAUUGAGUCAGUAGGGUUUUGUGUUUUGAUUUUACGGUAGGGCAUCUAGAUAGAUCAUGUUUAUAUGCCUAUUCCCACUCUGUUCUCUCUUCCUGAAGAGUCUCCUCUGGCAAACUCCAUUCUGUAAAAGUCCGUAUUUAAGUGUCCUGUUCUCUGUCAAACAUUCUUCCCAGGACUAGUAUGAUGUCUGUCCCCAGGCUUCCAUGCCAUUAUGUGUACACAUUAUCUGCCAUAAGCUUACCUUAUUGCAUGGCAAUGGAAGUUUUUCCUCCCUCUCUCUUCUUCAUUAGACAAGAACAGGGUCUUGAAAAGUAGAGACUGUGCCUUCUCAAGUUCGGACUACUGGCACAGGUAGGUGCUCAGAACUUGGCACCAGGAAGAUGCUCAUUAAAUAUCUGAAGAACAAAUAAGUAAAUGAAUAAAUAGACUAACUGAGUUUGAAGGCAGUGCUAUGGCAGAUUUUUCUUAUUUUAUGAAUGGAAAAACUAUGGCAUAGAACAAUUUGGAAUCUGAUAAUUUUACAAAUUUGUAGGAGUGCUGGAAAACAGUAAAAUCUUCAGUCUUGCUCCUUGAGCUGUUGCCCAGGUCCCUCUCUGGGACUGCACUAGCAGCCCUAAAAAACACCUGGGGCUGAUACCCUCACAUUCACACCAAACCGCAGACCUUACCACAGAAGCACAGGCCUUCACACUGGCGUCUGCAGUCUACUUGUAGUUUGAUUUUAGCAACAUUUGCCAAGUUGAAGCUGGGAAGCAGCUGGUGAACAAAGGGUGGAUGCACUUUUCUGAAUCUAGGGGGAGACCAGGUUAGGGCCAUGCUAAGUGAAGCUGAUAGGGUAGGUGGGCCAGGCAGGGGAACAGGCAAAGAUACCCUUGGCUCCCUUAAACUUGGGCUAGAAAAAACAAAGACAUGGCUCAAGGAGAACCACAAGGUGUCACUGUUCAUCCUCAGUUAAACAAACAGUGAUUUGGGCAGGGACUUGAGCAACACUGCGAAGAACUUUAUUUUGCAGAUGAAGAAACGGAGGCCCGGGGAGGUAACAUGAUUUGACUAAGAUCACGUAACAACUUAAUGGCAGAACAAUUAUGAGAAACCAAGUCUCUUAACUUUCAGACUGGCAGGACCACUUUCUCCCAUUGCUCCUAUGAGAUGGCAUUUUGAGAUGAGGAGUAAGCCUUUUCUACAAUCAUUCACUCAAGACAAUGGCUUUCAAUUAGAAAUAGAACAGAAAAAAAACGAGAGAGAGAAGAAAAGAAUGAAAAAAGCGCAGCAUUCGCUCUCACAUGUGCCUUAUUCAAAGUGCUGGGCUAAGAUGCCAGUGCCCACAACGAGAGAGUGGCCCACAGGGCCUCCGUCUGUGGCAGGCUUGAAUACCCGAAUAGAAAAGUAUCAGGUAAAGGAUGUCAUUCUUUUUAUGGCUCCAACUUAAAAAGAGUCUGGUUCCCAAGGAAAACAGGAAGCCAAGUUGCUCAGCAAAGAAUUGGCUGAAACCUAAGUAGGACCCAGAUAAAAACAUUUGCUGGAUGGAAGGAUGUGGGCAAAUUUCUGGGCCCCGCUGCUUGGGGAUGGGAAUCUAUGAGGCAGAAGACCCUUUGUGAAACAGUGACCCGUGCACCAGGCAUUUUUGCGGAUGUCUGGAAACUGUGAGGCAGUGGAGGAGUCAUAAGUUAGUUGGUUUUUUAACUCCAACUAACUUUACUCCACCAAGUAUCUCAGGAGAUUUCGCCUAUGCUCUUUGGCCUGACUCCCACUAGGCCCUUACUCCUUCCAUGGUGGCUUCUACUGGAGCCUCUUUCUUAGUUCCCAGGUUAUUAAAAUAAUAAUAAAUUCAAAGAGCUUUGUUGUUUUCUUAGGUAAUAUAAUUAAUAUGCGCUCAUUACAAAAAUUCAGAUACCAAGUAGCAGAAUGAAGAAAAUAAAAGACAUCUGUAGUCUCUCCAUUCAGAAAUAAUUGCUGUUAGCGUAAUGCUGUAUACAUUCAGGCUGUUGGCCUAUGGAACACCUGGUAUAUGUCCUCGGCCCUGGGUUUAGAGCUGUAAAGCUGGCACAAACUAAUCUCAGCUCUCACAGAGCCUACAUUCUAAUUGUCUGGGAGAGACAGACAAUAAUAUUUUGUAAAAAAGUGAAAUAUAUAGGAUGUCAGAUUGUGGUAAAUGCUAUGAAGACAGAGAAGGGGAUGGGGAUUUUAAUGGUGGUGAGGUGGCAAUUUAAAAAUAGGAUAUUCAGAAAGUGACAUUUGAACAAAGAUCUGAAGCAGAUGUGGAUAUCUGGGAGAAGACUUCUUUCUUUCUGUACAUAUACAAUAAUGCAAUUAUAACAUAAACAAUAUAUGAAUACAUCUUUGAUUUAAAAUCUUCAAAUAAUACAGAAAUAUAUGGGAAACAAGGGAACAACCUUCUCACCACCCUCCUAUUACCUUCUCCUCUCUCCCAAUAAGCACUUUGGCAAUGGUGUGUUCCCUGCCCAAGCUUCAUCUCUGCAUUUACAUUCAUUUCUGUAUAUACUGACACAAUAGCUUUAUUUUAUUUCCUACGUAAAUGAGCUCAUCCUUUGUGAAGGUGAUAUCUUUUUAGUUUCAGCAAAAAGAGUCUUCUUAACAUUUUCUAAAAUUCAAAGGUAUGUGAGACCUAUAGGCCUCAUUACUAAAAAUGAAAUAGCUAAAUGUGAUUGCUAAGUGUGGGUAAAUGUUUUACUUCUUCCUUUGGGCUAAUAAUCUAGCAUAUACUGAAUUCUAUUGAAAUAAUUUGUUUCUGCCUCUGUCUCUGCUACUACACAGUGAAUUUUUUGUGGCCAGGGAAUUAUGUCUUCACAUCUAUUAAUUUCCUGUGCUUGGUGCAAUGCCCAGCAUGUGGUGUUUGGUAAAUGAAUAGGCAAUCAAUUAUACUUUCAUACAUUACUGUGGAAGGCUUCCAACACUGGGUGAGAUAUUCGCUGAGAUCAAUCAUCUGCCCUAAUGUGGUCCAAUCUUUUCUCCAUUGAAAUAUCUAUGUCACUAUGGGACACAGCCACUGUGGGAUGAUAGCCAGGAUGACUGUGGUCAGAUCCUACAAAUCAGAUAGUCCGAUUUUAAGCAUUAGAAUUAAAAAAUCAAGUAAUGAGAGCUACCUUUCAUUCCUCUUGCUGAAAGAAAAGAGUUAGGACACAAAUGUGCUAAGCACUUGACCUAACACUUCUCGUUCAAGACACAAAAGUCUCAAUGAGGUAGAUAUUAUUUUGUGGACAAGGAAACUGAAAAUCGGUGAUUAGUAUGGAUAUUAGUUAGAUCCAUUCAUGUGUCUACCAUACAGACUUAUCAGAUCUUAACAUUUCCCUAUGUUUGCCUUAAUUUUUUUUCCCCAGAAAUAUUACACCAGAGGGCCACGAUCACAAAUUGAUUGAUUGACUGAGACGGAGUCUCACUGUCGCCCAGGCUGGAGUGCAAUGGCACAAUCUCAGCUCACUGCACCCUCCAUCUCCUGGGUUCAAGCGAUUCUCCUACCUCAGUCUCCCGAGUAGCUGGGAUUACAGGCUUGUGCCACCACGCCUGGGUCAUUUUGUAUUUUUAGUAGAGAUGGGGUUUUGCCAUGUUGGUCAGGCUGGUCUUGAACUCCUGACCUCAGGUGAUCUGCCCGCCUCGGCCUCCCAAAGUGCUGGGAUUACAGGCGUGAGCCACCGCGCCCGGCUCCACAAAUUUAAUUGUGAACACUGGAUGGCACAUUUAAAAAGCCACUUAAAACAACUUUGUCAUUUUAUUCAAUAGACAUGAACUGAGCCUCGGUGCCGGGCUAAGCUGUACGGAUACAGAAAGGUAUAAAGCUCUGUCCUUGUGCUCACAGGGACUCACUUUUUAGUGGGGGUGGCAGAUGUAUAAGUUUUACAGUUGAGAAACUGAGGCACAGAGAGGGGUGGUUACUCUUUCAAGAGGCAAAGCCAGGUUUAUACACUGGGGGUCAAACAAGCUGGCCUCUUGGUGGACUGGGAGGCCGCCACACAUUCCUGGUCUGUUGGAACAGCGUGGAUUCUGAGUGGGGGCACCUCUUCUCCAGGAGGGUCCAACUAGGAAUGGGAGCCAGUUUGACACAAUGAAGCCGAAUCUGUGAGAAGCACGCAUGAGUGUUUUUCUCUCUUUCCACUAACCAUCUUUUUGCUGCAAAGAAUUAAAUUCUUUUCUGGUGACACACACUUCCUGUCAGUAUGAGGCACACCCAGCCAGACAAAACCACCCAAAGUAAAUGAAGAAAAAUCCUUUUAAUUCCUCUAGGUCCACAGAUUUGGUUUCUGCUGGAUUGUUGCCAUUUUCCCAGGGGUUAAGCCAGAGGUGGAUUUGGGGAACAGCAAAUAAGAACAAUACACUGAUAAGGGUAACACCAGUGACAUGAAAACAUCCACUAUUUAUUAUCUCCAAUUAAAAUUCCAUACUCUUAUAAAAGCAAUUCUCAUCAUAGAAAACUCAGAAAGCUACCAAAAUUCAUGUUUAUGGGUUUUUUUUGUAAAAAGAAAACCAAAAUCUCUCAGUCUAAACUACAAUCACUUUAACAUUUUGAUGUAUAAACUUUCUUUUUAAAUAUUAUAUUUGUAUGCAUUAUUUAUUCUGGUCUGGUCAUAUAACUUUAUAUGACAAAUACUUCCUUAUAUAUUAUGCACUUUGUUUUGUUUUGUUUUGUUUUGUUUUGAGACAGAGUCCUGCUCUGUCACUCGGGUUGGAAUGCAGUGGUGUGAUCUUGGCUCACUGUAACCUCUGCUUCCUGAGUUUAAGCAAUUCUUGUCCCUCAGCUUCCUGAGUAGCUGGGAUUACAGGUGUGUGCCACCAUGCCUGGCUAACUUUUUUGUAUUUUUUUAGUAGAGACAGGGUUUCACCAUGUUGGGCAGGCUGGUCUUGAACUCCUGGCCUCAAGUGAUCCACCUGCCUCAGUCUCCCAAAGCGCUGGGAUUACAGGCAUGAGCCACCAUACCUGACCCAUUAUGCUCUUUCAAAUAUAAUUAUAAAUAUAAUAUUUCAUUAUACAGUUGCUCUAUAAUUUAGUUGGUCAAUCUAUUGUUGGACAUUUAAAUUUUCUAUCUUUCAGUUAUUAUAUUAUUACCACUUUAGCCAGGCACAGUGGCUAAAUAUGUAUUAUAUAUAAUUAUAUAUUAUAUAUAUUACUUAUAUACAUUAUAUAUUAGUUUUAUAUAUAUAAUAUAUAUUAUUAUUACGACUCUAAGCAGAUAUUUGCCUUACUGAGUGACAUCACUGGCCUCUUUUCUUACAUUAUCUCAUUUCCUUAUAAGCCUCCAGAGUAGACAUUAUUACUGUAUUAUUACUGUUUUUAAAUGAAGGAACUAGAAUUCAAAGAGGAUAAGAAACUGUCCCAAGGUCAAAGCCAGGCUUUACACCUAAGUCUCUUUAACUCCUGAGCCAACACUACCUAUUGCCACAUCCUGGGUGUGCCUGGUGCUCCCUAACCCACCCUGAGUUUUCUGUCUUACCAGAACAUCAUUACUUGUGAUGUAAGAGUUUUCUUCUACUCUCCUUUGCUCAAAAAACUUAAUCCUAGUCUCACUCCUUUCAUGUUCCCAUGAAUCCCCUGGCCUCUUAGUAAAAUUCGGGUCUUUCCAAUUAAACACUCUCCAUUUUAAAGUUCCCAGGCAGCUGGACUGAUGCGAUUGAUGGUUCCCAACUGCUGUGCCAUGUGCUCUGGUCCUCCUUCCUUCUCAGCUGUUCCCAGAAAGGCAGGCUAUGAGGUUAAUCACAUCUCUAUGCUGUAAAACUGAAUCCUGAUAUACUCACUAAAGCCCUCGUGGUGAUUUGUGCCCCAUUUGAAUUCCCAUUUAUAUUCUGAAACUUUUUCAAAAUCUGAGAUGCUCUCAGCAACUCAGUACAUUCUAAACAGGAUAUUAAACUUUUAAAAAAUGUAUAAGGCUUAAAACUCUCUUCUAAAUUCCAGACAUGGAACAGUUUAAUUGACACCCACUCAGAUGUUUUGAAACUUAAUACAUUCAAAUCAGAAUUAUUGAAAGUUUUUAUAUGUGCAGUGAUUACAUGUCAACUAAAAAGGGGAAAAAAGGUUCUGCCACAUUAUAAUCCUUUUUUCCAACUGUUUAUUUCUGUUAUUUUGAAAGAACAAUCAGAUGGUACUUUUUUCAAAGACAGUCACAUAAAAACUGAAACAAGGUAUAGAUUAAUUACAUUUUUUGAAAACUGUGUGAUACACGAUUAUGAAAUUUGUAGAAAUUUUAUGUGGAAAAAGAACAAGGGAAAUCGAGUGAAAUGCUUCGAAGGCAUCUAUGACAUAGGAUGCUGUGCUCUUCCUCACCUUCCAUUCACUUUUUAACCCUCUCCAAUGUGCCUUUUCUACCAUCUGAAAUUGUUCUCACAAAGGUCACCAGUGACUUUCCAAUUGCAAAUCCAAUGGGAGUUUUUUGGACUUCAGCUUACCUGAUUAAUUUGAGGCAUUCAAUGUUAUUAAUCAGUAACACUCCUUUUGCAACUUUCUUUCUUUUCUUGUUUUUUGUUUUUUGAGAUGGAGUCUCACUCUGUCACCCAGGCUGGAGUGUAGUGGCACGAUCUCGGCUUGCUGCAACCUCUGUCUCCUGGGUUCAAGCAAUUCUCCUGCUUCAGCCUCCUGAGUAGCUGGGACUAUAGGCACAUGCCACCACGUCUGUGUCUGGCUAAUCUUUGAGGUUUUUUUUUUUUUUUUUUUUUUUUAGUAGAGAUGGUGUUUCACCACAUUCGUCAGGCCGGUCUCGAACUCCUGAUCUCAGGUGAUCCACCCGCCUCAGCCUCCGAAAAUAUUUGGAUUACAGGCAUAAGCUACCGGGUCUGGCCACAACUUUCUAGUCUCAGUGUCAUCACAACCAGUUUCCAGCUUCUCUGACUCUUCUUAGCUACCCUGUUGUCCUAUCACUCCCUGCCUCUUCCCCAGGGUUCAUCCUCUGGUCCACUUCCCUUCUCACACUUCAUAGGAAAAUACCGCUCAAGAUCAUUGCCUCCCCUCUCACCACAACAUACAUCUCUAUCCAAAAACUCUUGAUAUUUUAGUUCAGACUGUUUUUAGCUAUUUUACUGCAGAGUUGGAAUUUAAGAGUCUGGAGUUUGCAAAUAUAAACUUUCAUUGCACUUGAUUGCUGCUGUUCUGUGAACUCUCAUUACCUUUUCCCUGGGUGGCUGCUAUAUAUCCUGACUGGUUUCUCCAUCCCUAGUCUCAUUUCAGAUCCAUUCUCAACACUCCUUUAGAAUACUUUCUAAAAUAUGGAAAUCUGAGUUUCCACUUCUGCUACUGGCAGAAUAGUUCCUAUAAGACCAACCCUUCCACAAAUAAAAACAGUAGAUUAUUGAAAAAAAAAAAACACCAAUACAAACCUGAAGGCUAUGGAGAAGAACCAAAAACAAACGCUAGACAAGAGCCAGCAUUUGGACAAAAAGACUAUCAUGUGUGAAAUGUUCAUUUUUAAUAGUUUUUUGUUGUUGUUGUUGUUUUUGCCUGAGGGCAGACCCCAGUGAGUACUAAGCAGGGCAGCUAAAAUGCAGAUAGACCCAGUCUUACCAAAUAGAAGAACAAGAGGGAAGCAUUCAGGGUAACUAUAGCAGCUGUAAAUUGGGAUCAAGGGCAGGAGGAUCCAAGAAAGGAUAAAACAAUGGAAAGGGAGCCCAAAAUUUUAUGUAUAAAACUCUACCUAAGUCUCUGGCAAUUCUCUGAACUAUGCAUGUGUAAGACAGACGUCAAGCAGCCUAACUAAGGCCAAAACAACUAAACAGAGAUUUCACUUGGUGUCUAUUUUAGUGAGAGAUAGAGAUUGAAUUUAGCCAUGUUAAUUACUGGCUAAAACAAACAAACAAAUAAAAAUAACACUUUUUGGAUGAAUGUAACAAAAGACAGAGUCCCUACAACAUAUCACUCACAAUGUCCAAGACAUAAUCCAAAAUUAUUAUAAAGAAACAGGGAAACAUGACUCAUAUUUAAGAGAAAGGGCUAAUAGAGACAAGCUCUGAGACGAACCAUAUGUUGGAAUUAGUUGGCAAGAAUUUUAAAGUAGUUAUUAUAACUGUGGUUAAGGACAUAAGAAUAGACUUCUAAUGAAUUAACAAAUAGGAAAUUACAUUAGAGAAAUAGAAAUUAAAAAAAGAACCAAAUGGAAUUGAAUCAUAUACAAAAAAUGCAAUAUGAGAAAUAAAAAAUUCCCUGAUUGAACUUCACAGUAACUUGUAGAUGACAGAAGAAAGGGUUAGUGAACUUGAAGAGCGGUCAGUAGAAAUCACUGACUUGAAGAACAGAGAAAAGAAAAAUUGGAAAAAAAAUGAACAGAGCCUCAGGGAAAGUAGGCCAAUAUCAAAGGCCUAACAUGUGUGCAAUUGGAGUCCCAAAGACUAGAAGCUAGAAAAUGGGGCAGAAGACAUUUUUGAAGAAAUUAUAUCUAAAAGCUUUCCAAAUGUAAUGAAAUGCAUAUGUUCUCAGAUUUAAGAAGUUUAAUGAAUCUCCAAUAGGGUAAGUACAAAGAUAACCAUCACAUAAUUCAGUAGUAAACAACAGUAACAACAAUGACAACAAACCCUAUGGUUAUGUCUAUAAUCUUUUGGUGCAAAACCUACUUGUCUUGUCUUUUUCUGCUUAUCACCACUCUCUUUCUUAUUUUCACCAAUCUGGAGAUACAUAUACAAAAACAUUUUAAAAUCCACUUUUUGGCCAGGUGCAAUGGCUCAUGCCUGUAAUCCCAACACUUUGAGAGGCCGAGGCGGGAGGAAUGCUUGAGCCCAGGAGUUCAAGACCAGUCUGGGCAAUGUAGGGAAACCCUGUCUCUGCAAAAAUAAAAAAAUUAGCUGGGCAUGGUGGCACAUGCUUGUGGUCUGAGCUACUGACCACUGAGCUACUGAAGUGGGAGGAUUGCUUGGACCUAGGAGGUUGAGGCUGCAGUGAGCUGAGAUCAUGCCAUUGCACUCCAGCCUGGGUAACAGAGCAAGACCCUGUCACACUCACACACACACACACACACACACACACUCCACUUCGUUUCUAAUCAUGGUGUAUAGAUGCAAGCAAUAUUGUUGGUUCUAUGACAAUACUUUUAAAACUACAAAAACAAAUUUGAAAGUGACGUGAUGUGAAAAAGAAUGAAAUCAUGUCAUAGCCACAUGGAUGCAGCUGGUUGCUAUUAUCCUAAGUGAAAUAACUCAGAAACAAAAUCCGAUACUGCAUGUUCUCAAUUAUAAGUGGAAGCUAAUCAAUGGGUACAUAUGCACAUAAAGAUGGAAAUAUUAGAUACUGGAGACUCCAAAAGGGAGGAGGAUGGAAGGAGGCCAGGGUUGAAAAACUACCUGUUGGAAGUUUUGGGGUACUAUGUUCACUAUUUGGGUGAUGAGUUCACUUGAAGCCCAAACACCAGCAUUAUGCAAUAUACUCACGUAACAAACCUGCACAUGUACCCCAUGUAUUUAUAAUAAUAAAAAGUAAAUUAAAAUAUUUCUAUAUAAAAAUAAUUUAAAAAGAAAGUGAUGUGGUGGAAAGGGAUAGGAUUCCUUAUAAGCUAAUUAUAUAUAAAAUACUCUCCUGCUCUUUUUUAUUUAUAAUUCAAUCACUCCCUAAUUAAUUUAUUCAUCUAAUCAUGAAACUUGUUUAGUCACCUACUUGGGGGCAGGUACUGAGGACAUGAUGACAAAUAAGGAAAUCUUUACCCUUUAGAACUCAUCAUGUAAUGAUCCAUAUUGGUCACUUUGAGAUUCUGGUACUUCUAAAAAUAACUUAUUAUUUUUACUUCUUAUUAUAAAAAUCAUACAUGGGACAUUUAGAAGCUAUAGGAGAGCAAAGGUAAGAGAAUUCACUGUGAAUUAAUUAUUCAUUGAACACCUAUUUUGUGCCAUUGACUAUCCUUAUUGCUGGGAGCACAGCGUUUAAAAAAAACACAAAAACCUUUCUCCCACUGUAAUAGAUGAGUCACAUAAUGGGAAAACAAACAAAUGUAUCAUCUAUUAAAGUGGGAGAACUUGGUUUUGUAGUUUUAAAAGUAUUGUCAUAGAACCAACGAUACUGCUUGCAUCUAUACACCAUGAUUAGAGAGGAAGUGGAUGGAGAGUGUGUGUGUCUGAGAGAGAGAAUAUUUAGAAUGCCAAAAGCGGGCACUUCAAGGAAGGCUUUUUUUAUUUAAAAAAAAUUAGCUCAUUCUACAUACUUUAGAAAUUACCUUUGAGUAGCAAAUGUUAAGGAUAUAAAUACUUUGCACGUAUAUUCCUUGUUUAUAGUUAACCAUAUGUUAUUUUCUACCUGCAAAAUACUAAAACAUAUUCUACCUACGUGCAAUCUAAGUUUUGUAGCAGAGUCUUUUUACGGGGGCCAAACAAUUCUGGACUAAUUUUUAAAACCCUGAAAUGGCUCACUGUUUUGAGGUUAUUUUGAUAGAGUAUGAAUUUACUUCUUUGUCAUUUGGAGAAGGUGCACAGUAUUAUUAUGAACAGAGAAGAGCUGUAUGAAAACUGAUCUUCCAGCAUCUAUCAUCUCCUUUUAGUCUAAUGAGAUACUGCCAUUAUCUCCUGAUGAAAUAUUGUUCUAGAAAACCUUACCCCAUCAUACGAUUUCUGCAGAUCUUACAGGAGCAAUCUGAGCUCAAGCAAUAUUAAUUACUGUUUCAUUUGUCCAUUUGUCUGUGUAUAAUCAUGUAUUUUAAUGAUCUUCUAUUUUCUAUGGUUUGUGUAGAUUUGGAGACUAAUUCAAAAGAGUUGAAGUUUUUUGGACAUGUUUAGUUGAAUGUGCAGUUCUCUUUUGAAGAAUCCUGUCUCCAAAUCCUGUUUUGAAAAGAGUGUUGAUGAGUAGCACAGCACCUGGCAUAUUGUGAGUGUGCAAUAAAAUCAUGCCUUUUCAGCA
This is a messenger RNA of Pan troglodytes (chimpanzee), 13883 nucleotides long. It is a transcript of the gene FZD4, whose product is annotated as frizzled class receptor 4. The record is from RefSeq and is a predicted model, not a curated record. NCBI's taxonomy places the organism in Eukaryota, Metazoa, Chordata, Mammalia, Primates, Hominidae. The coding region runs from base 128 to 1708 and encodes 526 amino acids. Gene Ontology annotation, cellular component: plasma membrane. Gene Ontology annotation, biological process: retina vasculature morphogenesis in camera-type eye; canonical Wnt signaling pathway; non-canonical Wnt signaling pathway. The transcript is spliced from 3 exons. Gene Ontology annotation, molecular function: Wnt receptor activity; Wnt-protein binding.